AUGUCUGCUAUUUCGGGAGAAAAGCCUAAAAUAUCCGUUGGGGAUCGACUCCCUGAGGACCUGUAUUUUGGAGCAUUAAAUGAAGGAGAGGUCGAACCUAGAAAAGUCACUGUGAAAGAAGUAUUCGGUGGGAAGAAUGUCGUCAUGUUCGGGAUUCCUGGUGCAUUUACAUCGGUCUGCAGUUCGAAACAUCUCCCCCAAUAUUACGACAGAUACGAAAAGUUAAAGCAGAAAGGUGUCGAUAUUGUUGCAUGUACUGCAGUGAAUGACCCAUACGUUCUUCGUGAAUGGGCACGCAACCACAACACAGCGGACAAAAUUUUAAUGCUUGCUGAUGGAGAUGCGACCUUCCAUUCCGCCCUCAGUCUCAUUCAACGGCUUCCGUUCGCCGGCAUUCGUAAUUAUAGAUAUUCCAUGUAUGUUAGUGAUUGUGUUGUGAAGAUUUUUAAUCUCGAAGAGCCUGGAGCGUUGAGUUAUAAAGUGUCUGGGCCGGACCGUAUGUUACAAGAUUUGGAGAGAUUACAGAAGGAGGGUAAAUAG
Paraglomus brasilianum is the source of this 540-nucleotide messenger RNA. The record is from the annotation of a GenBank genome assembly. Lineage: Eukaryota; Fungi; Glomeromycota; Glomeromycetes; Paraglomerales; Paraglomeraceae.